Molecule: messenger RNA, 3262 nt
Organism: Cryptococcus deneoformans JEC21
Lineage: Eukaryota; Fungi; Basidiomycota; Tremellomycetes; Tremellales; Cryptococcaceae
Exons: 7
Coding region: 1115-2863 (582 amino acids)
Biological process (GO): carbohydrate metabolic process
Molecular function (GO): hydrolase activity, hydrolyzing O-glycosyl compounds
Source: RefSeq, a predicted model, not a curated record
CCGCCGCUUUUCCAACGGCCGCUUUUCCAACGGCUUUGCCCAGGUAAAAAAUAACACACCAUAAAUAGAUAUUCAGCACCACCAUCUCGUGCUCGCGGGUAUUUGUCGAUGCAGAGUUCUUCCGGUCAUCCUGCGGUACUGCAAGUUUCUGUACUGACACCAAAAGCAGCGAUAACGCCAAGGAUGUAGAGCUCAUUAUCAAGCUCCAUCGGUGAUUGAUACGGCCAAGGAGAGUAUGGAAAAGGCCUUUUUUAGUUUAUCGAUACCUGAAGUAAAGGGAUUAGUCGAGUUCAGCGAAACGGCAGCUCAUUUUCUCAGUGAGUACAAUGACAUGAAAUUGACUUAUCUGUCUGAGAAGACAGCAAGGAGCAUAAUACAGCAGUAAGCAGCAAUAGCCAAACGACCUGAAAAGCCACACCUUUCGGUACGUACGACGAGCCAGUUGAUAUUCUGUUUACGUAGUACGGACUGUAUAAUGGGCAUUACCAUAUUGUUUUUCGUCCAUGGCAUGUUGUCUUGCUACACACUGAGCCUGUAGUACACUGAAUACUGCACUUCAUCGGCAGGAAGGAGGAAGCAUACAAGUGGCCUGCAGCAUCGCAAAAGGAUGGUCGCUGAUGGCAGAUGCAACCAAAAUGAGUCGAGGUGCCUGGACGAGUAGACGAGUAAGAAGUAGCUAGACCGGCCAGGAACAAAAUGCGACGCGUCCUUCUUCCCUCAAACCUGUACCUGAAAUGCGUCUCUGGUGGGCUGCAGCGGGCUAAGCAAAGGAUAUCGGAGUUGGCGUCCCAUACAUUCCGGGGCGAAAAAAUUAGCUCUUCGCGCACGGCCUAUGACGAUCCCCUCCUUUGCUACAUGCUGCUAGUCCCACACACGCGAACCACGCCCUCUUGCAAAGCCUAAAUAUAUUUCUCUCACUCUCGUUCACAUUCCCCCCCGCGUGCUAAAUCUCCCUUCAUCUCCAACCAUCCCUCAACUCUCCCCCACCCCUCCGCCUCCAAUCUCAGCAGGCUGAGAUUGUCCCCGGCUCACGACCACUUGCGCAAAGCCACUAUUCAACGUUUCCACGCCACUUGAUUUUCUGCAAAAGCAAACCAUUACUGUCUAAACCACCAUGUACUGCACCCUAGCAACACUUUCUCUCCUUGCUCUUGCCGAGGCGGCUGGCCCGCACAACAGGCGUCUCGACGACCAUCGACGACAUUAUGCUCGCAUAGCCCUCUCUGGCGAAAGCGAAACGCCCCCUUUGCCUCACAAUCUCCACGUCGAGGUCCCAACCAAACGUGACGGGUGCACACAUGGUGGCUGGAACUGUGUCGGCUUGCAACUUCAAAGGUGCAACUGGGGCGACUGGAUCGUCAUUCAGAACUGCACAGGCGAGAAUAUCGUCUGCUCGACACAAGAAGACGCCGUUGGAUGUGUAUGGACUUGGUUUGUGGAUGACUCGACCACAUCCCAAGGCGCUCAAGGUACUCCUUCAGCCACCACUUCACUGGUGUUUGAUGCGAGCAGUGCCGUCAGUGCAUCAUAUGUCUCGGCAACACCAUCACAAGGUCUUGAUGAUGGUGAGCCGACUGGAACGGCUUCUUCGUAUUACGCCACUGCUACGACCUCUACAACUGCUUCCGACAAAAAUGAUCAAGCCUGUGAUGAUGAUGAUGACGACGAUGACGAGGUUUGUGAGGACGAAGACGCUUCUUCUACCGCAUCUGGUACCUUUAACCCCGCCACCAUCACGUCUUCCGCCACUUUUUCAACGUCUGAUGCGCAAGGAACUCUGACUUCCCAGAUUGGCGACGGGCUCUUGGCCGGGCAUAAGAGCGAGUCUGCGUCAAGUAGCGACGACUGGAGAGAGACUGCCGGCAGCGACCACAAAAGUCGAACCAAGCAAUGGGGCUCGUGGGGAACCUCUUCUGCUUCAGAUGGAUCUGCGCCUACCACCAAUGCCUCCGUUUCCUACCCUGCGGCCACUGCCAGUUCUACUACUACUGCCGCGUCAUCGUCCCAUUCAGCACCUACCAACCUUGGCGGAUGGUCAGCCCCUCACUAUGUCAUCUAUGCAGACAGGUGGCUUAGCGCUAUGCCCGACGUCUCUGAGCUCAGCUCUUUCAACCGCUUCAUUUUAGCUUUCUGGGAAUCCAAUGGUGGAGCCGUUGACGAUGUCCAAGCAUGGUCGAGCUGGGACGAAGGUUACCGAAGACAGAUUAUUGAAGAGUAUCAUGAUGCCGGUAUCGCGAUUAUGAUUGCUGCCUUUGGGUCUACCGACCAGCCGACGACAAGCGGUGCGGAUGCCAAGCAAGUGGCUCAAAAGCUCGCCAGUUUCGUCAUGGAGUAUAAUCUGGACGGCGUUGAUAUCGACUACGAGGACAUGUCGGCUAUGAACAGUGCUCAAGCGGUCUCUUGGAUCGUCGAGCUCCAGAUGGAGCUCCGAAAUCUCCUUCCGUCGCCAUACAUCAUCUCGCAUGCGCCCGUUGCCCCCUGGUUCACUUCAGCGAAUGACUACUCUGAUGGUUCUUAUGUCUCUAUACACCAGCAGGUUGGAGACUCGAUUGAUUUUUACAGUGUGCAAUUCUAUAACCAGGGCCCGGACCAGUAUGUGUCCUGUGAGACUCUUAUCACUGAUUCUGGGAGCGAAUGGCCGUCAACUUCUGUGUUCGAAAUCAACUCUCACGCCGGCGUGCCUCUCGAUAAGAUUGUGAUUGGCAAGCCCCUUGAGCCUGGCUCCGCGUCCAAUGGUUAUAUGAGUGCUUCUGAUCUUCAUCAGUGUGUCAGUGAGGCCAAGGAACGGGGGUGGAACGCAGGUGUCAUGUUCUGGGAAUGGAGUGAGGAGGCGCCCUCUGUGAUGGCUACAGUCCGUGGGUGAGCAUGGUGGUUCUAGGUUCCAGGUUCCAGUUCCCCGAUAUCUCCCUGUGCAGGCCACGGAGGGAUUAUUGCGACGAAUGACAACGACCCAUACGACUUAAGCUUGUUCCCAGUGUUGUAUAUCUGUCUACGACGACUUGACUAUAGGUAUAAUUUACGUCAGUUCUUUUUUUCUGUACCCUCUUACCGAGGUCAUCCGUGUUUAUUUACCAUCCAUACACCUAUACUUUUUAUCUACUCUGACUGCUUUUUUUGUUAUAGUGGUCGCCUCCUGUUUCGCGUUUAUUUGCUGCUGUAAUAUCCGCCUGGGCGCGAUGGAUGAGCAUGGAUCUCGGGGAGAGGUCCGAGAUGCGUAUGGACGGGCGAUCUGGGAUCGCAUGCAUUGGGUUUUGACGCUCUG